GCGAGGGCGCUCGCCGGCGAUCGAAGGCGGCAGCCCCGCCAGCCACGGCCCGGCCAGCAGCGCGAGCAGCGUGCGCUCGGUGUCAGAGCGCGCCGGACGUGCCCGCGCUCCGAACCUCGACGCACGGCGAAUGGAGCGGCCCGCGGGAAGAAUACCGUAAGGAGAGAACAACGACGUCGUCUCAUCGACUUGCCGGCUGGCCGGUCGCUCGAGGAGGGGAGAGGGUGGUGUGCUGUUCGUUGUGGUGGGGGAGGAGGAGGCGGUGAAUAAGGUUAUCGCGGGAAGCAGCACCCGUUGCUCCCCCUUUUUUUUUUUUCCUUUCCUCCUUUUACGGACGAGGAGCAAGCCUGGCUGAUCCGGCGGCGGCGUGAAAGUGCGUGGCGGUGUCCGGCGGCUUUUUCGUUCUUUCUUUUUUUUUUUGACCCUUCUCCAGUGCCGGUGUUGUUUGUCGGCGUUGCGACACGGCGGCACGCAGCUAGGCCUAACCAGCCAUGGGGGACGCCGAAGGGUCGUCUGAACAGGACGACGUGUCAUUCCUCCGCACGGAUGACAUGGUGUGUCUCCAGUGCACGGCCACUGGAACCCGAGUGUGCCUUGCCGCGGAAGGUUUCGGCAACCGACACUGCUACCUCGAAAACAUCGCCGACAAGAACUUUCCCCCGGAGAUGCUGUCAUGCGUGCUGGUACUGGAACAGGCGCUGUCGGUGCGGGCCCUCCAGGAGAUGGUCACGGCUGCCAACUCGGACACGGGCAAAGGAACGCAGUCGGGCCACAGAACUCUGCUGUAUGGUCACGCCGUGCUCUUGAGGCACCAGAAUAGCAACAUGUACCUGGCCUGUCUUUCGAGCAGCUCAUACAACGACAAGCUUGCCUUCGAUGUCGGCUUACAAGAUCACUGUCAAGGCGAGGCGUGCUGGUGGACCAUUCACCCGGCCUCCAAGCAGAGGUCCGAAGGAGAGAAGGUCCGCGUCGGAGACGACCUCAUCCUCGUCAGCGUAGCCACCGAGCGAUACCUGCACACGGCCAAGGAAGGCGACGACACGAUCGUGAACGCCAGCUUUCAUCUCACGCAUUGGUCAGUGGCACCAUUCGGGACGGGCACCAGCAGAACGAAGAACGUUGGUUAUGUAUUCGGCGGCGAAGUGCUAAGGUUCUUUCAUGGCGGUGACGAGUGCCUCACCAUACCGCCCAACUGGAGUGAGGAGGCCGGUCAAAACAUCAUUGUCUACGAAGGCGGUGCAGUCCUGAAUCAAGCUCGUUCUCUAUGGAGGCUCGAGUUAGUGCGAACAAAGUGGGCGGGCGGCUUCGUGAACUGGGGCUACCCGCUCCGCAUCCACCACAUCACGACGGGCCAAUACCUGGCCUUCGGCGAGAACCGAGAGGUUUGCCUCGUGCCGCGAGAGCGCGCCACCGUCGCGGCGACGGCGUUCUGUCUCAGGCAGACCAAGGACGACAAGAAGAUCGUUCUGGACGAAAAAGAGGAAGAGGUUCUUGGAUCACCCCUUAUCAAAUAUGGUGACACGACGGUGUUUCUGCAGCAUCUUGAGACGGGACUCUGGCUAUCGUACAAGACGUAUGAAACUAAAAAGCGAGGAGUUGGAAAAGUGGAGGAAAAACAGGCCAUUAUGUCCGAAGAAGGCAAGAUGGACGACGGCCUCGAGUUCAGCCGCGCCCAGGUGGAGGAAUCCCGCACUGCGCGCGUCAUCCGUAAAUGCGGAUCACUCUUCAACAAGUUUAUCGUAAACCUGGACGCCAUGCAAAGUGGUGCCGGUAGGCAGGAGUCUGCCAUGAGCACCAUCGACCAGGACGAGAUGAUCAUGUGCUUCGAGGACCUCAUCAACUACUUCGUCCAGCCGGAAGACGACAUCGAGCACGAAGAAAAGCAAAAUAAGCUAAAGGCUCUCAGGAACAGACAAGACUUGUUUCAAGAAGAGGGCAUCCUGAACCUCAUCCUGGAAACGAUAGAUAAAAUCAACGCGAUCACAACGUCCGGAUACCUGGUGUCCAUGGGAGGCGAGGACGCCGGUCAGAGCUGGGACACGAUAUCUGGCUUUCUGUACCAGCUGCUAGCUGCCAUCAUCAAGGGAAACCACACCAACUGCGCUCAGUUCGCCCAACCACAUAGACUAGACUGGUUGUUCAGCCGGCUGAGCAGUCAACAAGCCUCCGAAGGAACAGGCAUGUUGGAUGUAUUGCACUGCGUGCUGAUUGACAGCCCUGAAGCUCUCAAUAUUCUCAAAGAAGAUCACAUCAAAGUCAUCAUUUCUCUCCUUGAAAAGCAUGGACGUGAUCCAAAGGUGCUGGACGUCCUGUGCUCCCUCUGCGUCACCGGCAAGGGUGUGGCUGUGCGCAGCAGCCAGAACAACAUCUGCGACAACCUGCUUCCCGGCAAGAACCUGCUGCUGCAGACCCGUCUCGUCGAUCACGUGGCCAGCAUGCAGCCCAACAUUUUCGUUGGCAAGGUCGAGGGGGCGGCACUGUUCAGGCGCUGGUACUAUGAGGCCAUGGUGGACCACUGCGAGCAAGUGAGCCACCUGGAUCCCCACUUGCGCAUCGGCUGGGCCAACACGGCCGGUUACGUGCCCUACCCGGGCGGAGGGUCCAAGUGGGGUGGAAACGGACUCGGAGACGACCUCUACUCGUUCGGCUUCGACGGCGCCUGCCUCUGGACAGGGGGUCGCUGCAACACGGUAAGGUCGUCUUCACCACCCUACAUUCGUAAGGGCGACGUCAUUGGGUGCAUCAUCGACCUGAACGUGCCGGUGAUCAGCUUCACGGUGAACGGAAUCAAGGUGAAGGGCUGCUUCCGAAGCUUCAACACCGAUGGCAUGUUCUACCCGGCGAUCAGUUUCUCGGCGAAAGUGAGCUGUCGAUUCCUGCUCGGCGGAGACCAGGGCAAGCUCCGGUACGGCCCUCCUGACGGCCACUCGGCCUUGGUCGAGGCCCUGCUGCCGCAGCAGGUGCUCGCCGUCGAGCCGUGCUUCCAGUUCGGCGACGUGCCCAAGGGAGUCCUGUUCGGGCCGGCGCAAAUUGCUGACGACGUGGUUUUCGUGCCGUCACCCGUGGACACGUCCAACAUUACCCUUCCCAACUACAUCGAGUCCGUCCGGGACAAGCUCGCCGAAAAUGUCCACGAAGUGUGGGCAAUGAACAAGAUUGACAUCGGGUGGAGAUAUGGAGAGGUGAGAGACGACGGCAAAAAGUUCCACCCGUGCCUGACAUCAUUCGAGCACUUGCCGAUGGCCGAAAAGAAGUACGACACCACACUGGCUCUUCAAACUCUCAAGACCAUCCUUGCCCUGGGCUACCACAUCACGGUGGACAAGCCGCCCGCGCGUAUAAAGACAGUCAAACUCCCAAACGACCCGUACCUCCAACCCAACGGCUACAAACCGGCUCCAUUGGAUCUGGGUGCGAUCACGCUGACUGCCAAGAUGGAGGAGCUGGUGGACCAACUGUCUGAGAAUACGCACAACGUGUGGGCCCAGGAGCGCAUCCAGCAGGGAUGGACGUACGGCCUGGUCGAGAACCAGCCAACGAGGAGAAGUCCACACUUAGUGCCUUACAAAAGCGUCGAUGACGUAAUCAAGAAAGCCAACAGGGAUACUGCUGGAGAGCUGGUCAAGACACUUCUUGCUUAUGGCUAUGUCCUGGAGCCUCCAACAGCUGAAAGCCUCGAAGGCGUGCAAAGUAAAGUAGCAUCAGUGAAAUACGAUCAACGAACCUACCGUGCCGAAGUAACGUACUCCGUUUCUGAAGGGAAGUGGUACUUCGAGUUCGAAGUGAUGACACUGGGUCCCAUGAAGGUCGGGUGGGCGAACGCCAGCAGCUUCCUGCCAUCUUGCGAGAUCGGUGGUGACCAUAACUCCUGGGCCUACGACGGCUUCCUGGCUAUCAAAUCCCACGGCGGGGGCACGGAGUCUUAUGGCAAGCAAUGGAUGAUCGGUGACGUCAUUGGAUGCAUGCUCGACCUACAUGACCGCACCAUCAGCUACUCUUUGAAUGGAGAAUUACUACUUGACAACCUCGGUGGAGAAGCUGCCUUCUCGGACAUUCCCUGCGGCGAUGGUGCAUCCUACGUACCCGCAUGCACAUUUGGCAUAGGUCAGAAGGCGAAGCUGGUCUUCGGUCAUGAUGUCAACCUGCUCCGGUUCUUCACCACCUGCGGCUUGCAGGAGGGGUACCAGCCUUUCUGCGUCAACAUGAACCGGAACAUGACUUUCUGGUACAACAAGGAUGAACCGAUGUUCGUCAACGUGGACGAUGCUUUCUCGCCGAACGUCGAAGUUAACAGAAUACCGGCUGGAGGAGAAUGUCCACCCGCUCUGAAGAUCACGCACAAGUUGUUCGAGUCUGUGGAGAAGGUCAACUACGAGUUCCUGAGGCUCAGUUUGCCCGUUUCUUGCAACGAGAACCUGAUCGAGGAGCUGGAAAAAGAGCACCGCUGGGAGGAAGUGCGCCGCCGACAGCGGCGGGCGCAAGCCGAGAAGUCCAGCGUACGGCAUCCAGGUAACCCACAAUCAAACUUGGAGCACCACAUGCUUCGCAGCGGAUUCAGUAUGUCCGACGUCAAGGACCUGCAGCGCGGCUACUCGGACGAAGGCGGCGACACCGAGGAGCCGAUACCCGUGGAACACCGGCCCCCGACACCCCAGCAGCGGCGCCGCUCCAUGCUCAGCCCCCGCGGUACCACCGGCACCCUCACCAAGACGCAGUCGUUCGAUGCUGCCACCACCUUGCAGGUUCCUGACGGAUCCCGUCCGGACCCUAAGCGGCUGCGGGCAGCUUCGAGCGAGGAGGCGCUCAACCGGCUAGGCCAGAAGCCCAAGGCCGGUCAGCGAACCAAAGCGGUCACACCCGAACCUGAGAGCAAGUCCAAGCGCCGUGGCAAGUCGCCUUUCCGCUUCUUCCGCAAGAAGGAGGAGAAGGAGGAUGCCACCACCACCACAACCCCUUCCUCGGGACAAGCGCCCCCGUCCUCAAAGGGGGGUCAGCAACAGAGCAUGUCCCCGCCGCUGCUCACAGUGCGACCUCCAUCCGUCCAUAGACUGUCGCCAGCUCCCAGCAACCAACUCCUGUGCCCACCUGUGCCCGAGAGACCCACCUCGUUGUCUUCGCCGACGAGUCCCGGAAGUGGAACCGGAGGCGGCACUUCCACCCUGCCCCGCAGCGGAAGCUUCCGCCGGCCCUCCAUAACGCCCGGCCCGCCACCCCUGGCCACCGACGAGAGCGGUGACCACCUGGACACGUCGGUGCUGGAGCUGGUGGACGAGUACUUCUUCGGCCUACGCGUGUUCCCAGGCCAGGACCCGAACCACGUGUACGUCGGCUGGGUCACAACAGCGUACAAGUUCUACGACCGCACCUUCGGAAACUCCAAGGUGCGAAAGGUCGCUUUCCACGGGCUCAGCGAGGAUGGUCUCGUCCACCACGUCUUGGAACGCCAGAACUGCUACAUGGUGUGUGCGGGGCAGUUGGCCGCUGAGAUUAGCCAGGGCGACACGGCAGGCCGUUCUGCCAAUCAGGGCAUGUACGUGGGUUGCCACAUUGACGUGGCCACUGGUAUGAUCACGUUCAGCGCUGAUGGCCACAUGACUAGGCAGCGCUUCAGGAUGGAGCCGGGUACCAAGCUGUUCCCGGCGGUGUUCUUCGAGGCGACCAGCAAAGAGGUGCUGCAGUUCGAGCUGGGCCGCACGCCCACCACGCUGCCGCUGUCGGCGGCCCUGCUUCACACGACGAGCAAGCACCUGACGCCGCAGCUGCCUCCCAGGCUCAAGGUCCAAUGCCUGCAGCCGUAUGUGUGGGCCCGCGUGCCCAACGUGAACCUUCGCCCGCACGCCCUGCGGCUGUCCGAGGUGCGCGGAUGGAGUAUGCUGUGCGAAGACCCGCUCUCCAUGCUGGCCCUCCACAUACCCGAGGAACACCGCUGCAUCGAUGUCCUCGAGCUCAUCGAGAACGAGCGCCUGCUCAACUUCCACGCGCACACCCUGUCUCUGUACGGGGCGCUGUGUUUCCAGGGCAACCACAGAGCGGCGCACAUGAUUUGCUCGCACGUGGACGAGAAGCAGCUCAUGUACGCAAUACAGAGCGAGUAUCUUUCGGGACCGCUGAGAACGGGCUUCACCGACCUUCUUAUCUCUCUACACCUUGAGUUCCACGCAUACGCCAGGAGCUUGACGCAAAAUGAGUUCAUCGUGCCCCUUGGUCCCGACAUCCGAGCGCUGUACGAAGACUCAUGCACGGCGCAUUCUUUUUGCACCCUGGAGUGCGUCUCCAUACGGCCAGAGAUGUCCUUCUCAGAGACAAGGGAGAAAGUGGAGUCAAUUGCAGACCUCAGCACUCCUUACUUCCCUGUCGACACCCUCAAGCAGUUCGUCAUUGAAGCACUGGCCGACGCUGUCAAGAAGGACAGUCGCCCCAACCGGGACCCCAUCGGCGGUAGCAACGAGAACCUGUUCGUGCCCCUGCUCAAGCUCGCUGACAAGCUCCUGCUUGUUGGACUCAUGAACGACGACGACUUACAGUGGCUCCUCUACCUCCUCGACCCUAGCACCUUCCAGCCUGGUAAAGCGGGCAUCGGUGCUCCAGCCGCGGUGACCGGAAGUGACGGCGGCGGAGGCGGAAAUGGAGGCGUCCCACUGGGCCUCAUCGACAUGCAGAUCGCCGAGGGCGUCAAACUGCAGGUGUGCCUCAUCUUGCACCACCUGUGCGACCUGCAGCUCAGACACCGAGUGGAGGCCAUUGUUUGCUUCUCCGAUGACUACGUCGGAAACCUGCAGUCGGACCAACUGAGACGGUACAUCGAGAUCAAGCAGUCCGACCUGCCCUCAUCCGUAGCUGCCAAGAAGACCCGGGAGUUCCGCUGCACGCCCAAGGAGCAGAUGCGUGCCAUCCUCGGCUUCAAGAACUUGGAGGAGGAGAACAGCGACCAGUGCCCGUGUGGGGAAAACCUGCGUGAGGCACUGGGCACCAUGCACGAGGACCUGGUACAGCGGCUCAAGGCAGCCUCCACGGUUGAUGAGGUGGCCACAGAGGAGGAUGCUGAUAGCAAGAGCUCCCUGCGCCAGAAGCUCACGUCUCUGGUGAACUGGGUGAAGUCGCAGGAGGAGACUGGUGGAGAGGAGAAGGAGCACAUCAUACUUCCGGAAGAGAUCUUCACCCGCAAGGUAGUCCAAGUGGUGGUCAAAUGGGCAAAGCAGUCAGAGAUCGAGGACCGCGAGGUGGUGCGUCAGAUGUUUCGCCUGCUACUGCGCAUAUACAGCUCAGUCGGGGAGCUGAUGAACGCCUUGGAGAACACGUACGUCAUCAGCCACCGCAGUCAGGCCGACAUCAUCAGCGUGCUCAGCCACCUGGGACGGGUGCGUGCCUUACUGCCUGUCCAGAUGUCGCCCCUCGAAGAGGAAGUCAUGCGCAAGAGCCUCUGGGCUCUGGUGAACAACCGAAUCUUCUUCCAACAUCCAGACCUUAUCCGUGUGCUGCGUGUGAAUGAAAAUGUCAUGGAUGUCAUGAUCAACACUCUAGGAAAGCGGGCCCAGACACAGUCCUCGGGCCAGGCUCCUGCAGCAGCGUCUUCGCCUGCCUCACCAUCUGCACCCGAAGCCACACCGGCCGACAAGGACACAUCUCACGAGAUGGUGGUGUCUUGCUGCCGUUUCCUGUGCUACUUCUGCCGCACAAGUCGCCAGAACCAGAAGGCCAUGUUCGACCAUCUCGACUUCCUUCUUGAGAACAGCAACAUUCUGCUCUCACGCCCGUCACUGCGUGGUUCGACCCCGUUGGACGUGGCAUACAGCUCCCUGAUGGAGAACUCGGAGCUGGCUCUUGCCCUGAGGGAGCACAACUUGGAGAAGAUAGCUGCCUACAUGUCUCGAUGUGGCCUACAGUCUAACUUAGAGCUUGUGGACCGUGGAUACCCUGACGUUGGAUGGGACCCAGUAGAGGGAGAGCGCUACCUGGACUUCCUGCGCUUCUGUGUCUGGGUCAAUGGUGAGACAGUGGAAGAGAAUGCCAACUUGGUGAUCCGCCUCCUCAUUCGACGGCCAGAGUGUCUGGGUCCAGCACUUCGGGGUGAAGGUCCAGGGCUGUUAGACGCCAUUCGUGAGGCUGUCCGCAUGUCUGAACGCAUCGCUGCCGAACGUCUGCAACAACAGCAACAGGGUAUGCAGCUGGAGGAGCCUGGCGAAGACGACAUCGACAUGGGUGCGGCCAUCCUCAACUUUUACUGCACCCUUGUGGACCUGCUCGGUCGGUGCGCCCCCGAGGCAGCCACCAUCGCCCAGGGAAAGAACGAGAGCAUCCGGGCACGUGCCAUCCUGCGCUCCCUCGUGCCCCUGGAUGACCUGCUAGGGGCACUCAGUCUCCAUUUCACGCUUCAGAUACCCCGCAAGGGCGACACCACACCAAAGACUGAUCUGCCUGCUGGACUGCAGCCCAACCACAAGCAGUCCAUCGUGAUGUUCCUGGAACGAGUCUAUGGACUGGAGACACAGGAGACUUUCUUCCGCCUUCUUGAGGAUGGCUUUUUGCCUGAUCUCAGAGCAGCCACCAUGCUUGACCGGAUGGACAACACGGAGAGCGACAUGGCGCUGGCCCUGAACCGCUACAUUGGCAACUCGGUGCUGCCCAUGCUCAUCCAGUACCACCACUACUUCACCGACGCAGAGAACUACGCCAGUUUGCUGGAUGCAACAUUGCACACUGUCUACCGACUCUCCAAGGUCAAGAUUCUCACCAAGGGGCAGCGUGAGAAGGUCUCCGACUUCCUCGUCGCGCUUACCAGGGAAAUGCAGCCGAGCAUGCUUCUGCGCCUUUUGCGGAAACUCACGGUGGAUGUCUCAGUCAUCACGGAGUACACCGCCGUCGCCCUCAGGCUGCUGACCCUGCACUAUGAGCGAUGCAAGAGCUACUACAGCGCCAGUGGUGGCCAGGGAGCUUACGGGACAGCAUCGGGAGAAGAGCGCCGACUCACCAUGCUGCUCUUCACCAACAUUUUUGAUUCUCUGUCCAAGAUGGAGUAUGACCCAGAGCUGUUCAGCAAGGCGCUGCCGUGCCUGACAGCCAUAGCUUGUUCACUGCCGCCCGACUACUCUCUGACCGAGGGCCAUGAGGAGGACUGGUCCAAGCAGAACACAGCAUCCGGUCCCUAUGUGCCUGAACCAGUGAACACUGCAGGAGUUCAGCUGAACCAGGACUUGAACAGCAUUGUGCAGCGUUUCUCGGAGCACUUCCAUGAUGCCUGGGCAAUGCGAAAGCUUGAGCGAGGGUGGCAGUAUGGAGAACGCUGGAAUGAUGAAGCCAAGACCCAUCCAAGGUUGAAGCCAUACAAUCUGCUGACCGACUAUGAAAAGGAACGCUACCGGGACCCCAUUCGAGAGCUCCUCAAGGCUCUCUUGGCAUUCGGUUGGAAGCUGGAGCUAAGCGACUCAUCACAGCGCUCAAACGCACCCAUUGCAGCUCAAGCCCAGUCACCAAUGGCCUACAUGCCAACACCUGUGGAUAUGUCAACGCUGACACUCAACAAAGAUAUGAUGACAAUGUCUGAGCGGUUGGCCGAGAACACACACGACAUCUGGGCCAAGAAAAUGAAGGAGGAGCUGGACGCUGUCGGUGGUGGCAUACAUGCACAGCUGGUGCCAUACGACCUGCUCACUGACCGGGAGAAGCACAAAAACCGAGACCGUGCACAAGAGUUCCUCAAGUUUCUCCAGUAUGAGGGCUACCGCGUUUCAAGCAAGGCCCUGCGUCGCCGUGAACGGGGAGGUGCCCCGAGCGAGGAGCCACAAGCCCCCGGGCAAGGCCAGGCCCCAGGGCAGGAGCGCCGCUUUGCCAGCUCCCUGCUGGAGAAGCUGCUGCAGUACCUGGACAUGGCCGCGAUAAACCUCAAGGUUCUAAGGCCCAGCGUGCCCUUCAGCCGCCGGACAAGCUUCAAGACCUCCAGCCGGGACGUCAAGUUCUUCAGCAAGGUGGUGUUGCCAUUGAUGGAGAAGGUGUUUGUGGCUCACCGGGCGUUCUUCCUGAUGUCACCUACCGCCACUUCCACAGUUGGCACAGCCACCAUACGUGAGAAGGAGAUGGUCGCAAGCCUGUUCUGCAAGCUGGGUGGUCUGCUGAGGGCUAAAUUCAGCAUUUUUGGCAAUGAGUGCAAGCUCGCUGUCUCUUGCCUACAGGUGCUCAUUCGUGCAACAGAUGCAAAGGCCAUAGUGAAGAACUGUCCCGACUUUGUAAAGACCUCGAUGUUGACUUACUUCAACAACGCGGCCGACGACCUGGCCCAGACACUGGUAAACCUGGAGCAAGGCCGCUACAGCCAUCUGCGUGGCACAACGAUGAAGACUUCAUCGUCGCUCAACUAUGUCCAACUUGUGUUGCUACCCGUGCUCACCGCAUUGUUCGAUCACCUGGCUGCCAAUGAGUUCGGCAGCGACCUUUUGCUGAGUGACAUCCAGGUGGCCUGCUACAAGAUCCUCAACAGCCUGUACACAUUAGGCACCAACCUGGAACUUCAUAAUGGGAGGUCCUUUAUCAAGGCUGAGCUAGAGCGGCAUCGACCAGCGUAUGGCAACUGUCUGGGUGCCUUUGCAGCCACCUUUCCUGUCGCAUUUCUGGAGCCCUCACACAACAAGCACAACCCGUACUGCAUCCAUGGCAAAGCUCAAGAGCAUUCACUCGAAGCACAGGCUGUGAUGGCCACCCUAGAGUCAAGCAUGCCAACAUUAGAGGACCUCAUGGGGCAGGUCGAGAAGUUUGUGACGGGCAACGGGAAGUAUGCGGAGCAGCCCUUCAUCAUUGAUGUGAUGAUGCCUAUGCUUUGCAGCUACCUUCCCUUUUGGUGGAGUCAAGGUCCAGACAAUGUCAACCCUACAUCAGGAAACCACGUGACCAUGGUUACCAGUGACCACCUGACUGGCCUUUUGAAAAACGUCUUGAACCUUCUGCGCAAAACUGUCAAUAUUGAGGGUUCUCCUUGGAUGAUAACCAUCGCAGGGCACGCAGGCCAGAUUGUGAUAAACUCAUCAGAGGAACUGCUGCGGGACCCCAUCUUGCCACUGAUGGAGAAAGUCCGGCAGUGUGCGGACUCAGUAUUCCACAAGGAAGAGUGCAUGCGGAGCUACCUCAAGUCCAGCACUGACGACACCUCCCAGGCUGAGAGCCAGCUCCAAGAGGAGUUCUCACUCCUCGUUCGGGAUAUAUAUGCCUUCUUCCCUCUGCUCAUCAAGUAUGUGGACCUUCAGAGAAAUCACUGGCUCAAGAACAAUGUGAAAGAAGCUGAACAAGUAUACACUUGCGUUGCGCAUGUGUUCAACACUUGGAACAAGUCUCAGUACUUUCGGCGAGAGGAAGCCAACUUCAUCUCCCAGCACGAGAUCGACAACAUGGCGCUCAUCAUGCCCUCCUCGGGACGUGGACGAGCCAGUGUGCAGACCGUAGACGCUGGCCAGAGCCAGAAGAAGGAGAAGAAAAAGAAGCGCGAUGGCAAGCGGGACAAGGACAAGGAGCUGGCGGCCAGCCUCGUGGUCGCCUGCCUCAAGCGCCUUCUGCCCGUCGGCCUCAACCUGUUCGCCGGCCGGGAGCAGGAGCUCGUCCAACAUGCCAAGGAGAAGUUCCUCACAAAAUGCCAAGACUCGGACAUCUUUGAUUACGUCAAGCUCCAGCUAACUCUUCCUGAUAAGAUUGACCCCACGGAUGCCAUGAGCUGGCAACACUACCUGUACAGCAAGUUGGGCAGCCAACGGUCAACACCUGUGGAGCCCAACGCAGUGGUGCCUGUUGUAUCCCAGGACAGGCUCGUUGAGCGCAUCAUGGACAUGGCCAAGGUGCUCUAUGGACUACAUGUGAUCGACCAUGCUCAGAGCUCGCAGAAGGGUGCCUAUCGCAGUGUAGUGUCCACACAGCGCAAGCGGGCCGUCAUUGCCUGCUUCCGAAUGACCUCGCUGCACAGUCUUCCCAGGCAUCGCGCUAUCAACAUAUUCUUAAACGUGUACACUAAUCUCUGGCUUGAAGAGGAAAAUGUUGGCCAAGAGCAGCUCAUUGACGACCUCACGACCACAUUUGAGGAGUCUGAGAAGGAGCAACCUGCUGAAGAAACAGAGGAAGCACCCGAUCCCUUGGUGCAGCUUGUUGUGGCCUUCUCAAGAAAAGCCACGACUGAACACAGUGGCGUCAAUCCCGAGGAUCCUCUGUACAUGCAGUAUGCCUUCAUCUUUAGCCAGAGCUGUGGUGGUGCCGAAGAGGAAGAGGAGGAGGAGGAAGGCGAUGAAGAGUCUGGGCCUUCGAUUCAUCAAAAAUUUCGACGACUCAAGGAGCAAGAGUUGGAGAAGCAACGAUUGCUGUUUCAGCAGGCACGUCUCGCUAGCCGAGGUGUUGCAGAAAUGGCACUUCUCUACAUUUCUGCCAGCAAGGGUUGCCAUGGUCCAAUGGUGAUUGAAACCCUGAAGCUUGGCAUUUCUCUUCUGAAGGGAGGCAAUCAAGAAGUCCAAAUGCGGAUGCUGCAACACCUCAAGGAAAAGAAAGACGUUGGGUUCUUCACUUCCAUCGCUGGAUUGAUGAACUUGUGCAGCGUGCUGGACCUGGACGCCUUUGAGCGCACUCAAAAGGCGGAGGGCCUGGGUGUUGGGGCAGAGGGGACGGCAGGCGAGAAGAACAUGCACGAUGCUGACUUCACGUGUGCCUUGUUCCGCUUCCUGCAGCUCCUCUGUGAGGGCCAUAACUUAGAAUUCCAGAACUACUUGAGAACGCAAGCUGGCAACACAACAACGGUGAACGUCGUUAUCAGCACUGUGGAUUACCUGCUCAGGCUGCAGGAAUCGAUAAUGGAUUUCUACUGGCAUUAUUCAAGCAAAGAAGUCAUCGAUCAGCCGGGCAAGGACAAUUUCUGCCGUGCCAUCACGGUGGCCAAGCAGGUGUUCAACACCCUCACUGAGUUCAUACAGGGUCCAUGUUCAUUGAACCAGCAGGCGUUGGCACACAGUCGUCUCUGGGACGCAGUGGGCGGCUUUCUUUUUCUUUUUGCCCACAUGCAAGACAAGCUGUCCAAGAACUCAAGUCAGCUAGAUCUCCUCAAUGAGUUGUUGCAGCUGCAGCAAGAGAUGGUCAUCAUGAUGCUGAGUAUGCUUGAAGGCAAUGUGAUGAAUGGAACCAUUGGAAAGCAAAUGGUGGACACGCUGGUGGAAUCUGCCUCAAAUGUUGAGCUCAUUUUGAGGUUCUUCGACAUGUUCCUCAAGCUCAAGGAGCUCACAUCAUCAAGUUCAUUCCAGGAGAUUGACUCCAAGAACACCGGCUGGAUCACACCCAAGGACUUCCAGAAGGCCAUGGAGCAGCAGAAGAUUUACAACCCGGAUGAAAUUGCAUUUCUUAUGAGCUGCUGUGAACCAAACAUGGAUGACCUGAUAGAUUAUCGUGAGUUCACGGAGAGGUUCCAUAACCCAGCCAAAGAUAUUGGAUUCAACUUGGCUGUGUUGUUAACAAAUCUUUCGGAACAUAUGCCAAAUGAUCCACGGUUGCAGCGUUUCCUGGAAACUGCUAGCAGUGUGCUCAACUAUUUCGAGCAGUUCCUUGGUCGCAUCGAAAUUAUGGGUAGCAGCAAGAGAAUAGAGAGGGUCUACUUCGAGAUCAAAGAGUCCACAAUUGAUCAGUGGGAAAAGCCACAAAUUAAGGAGUCGAAGAGGGCCUUCUUCUACAGCAUUGUGACUGAAGGUGGUGACAAGGAGAAGCUAGAGGCAUUCGUUAACUUCUGUGAGGAUGCCAUAUUUGAGAUGCAGCAUGCGAGCAGCAUAUCAAAUGAAGACACUGACGAGCCUCCAGCCAAGGCAGAGCCGUACACAUUCUUGGGAGCCGAGGAGGCAAGGCCACCAGGCCCCCUGGAGCCUCUCAAGCAGGGCCUGGGCCUUCUGCGCGACGGCAUUGGUGCGUUGCUCUCGGUGCUGCGGCCGUCCAACAUCCGGCAUCAGUACCGGAAGCUGCGCUCCAUGACAUUUGGCGAGAUAUUGCUAGGAAGCUUCAAGAUGUCCUUCUUUGGAUUCUUCUACAUGAUUUGGCUCAUCUUUGCCUUUACAAGGAGUGUAGUGCGCGUGACCCUGCGCCUGAUGGGUGGCCAGCCCCUGGUGGGCAGCGCGGUGCCUGAAGAAGAUGCCAGGGGACUCAAGUACGGUGGUGCUGCGGGUCCACCGCUCGCUUUAGAGGCUGGGCCCAUGGCUGCGGCCAUGGCGGCAGGCAUGGCAGCGGGCGGGGGACUGCCGGCCGAGGCGGACAUGGCCCCGCAUAUGCGCGCCUUCGGCCUGGACAUCACCAAGACUGAGGAAGAUGGCGAAGUGAAGUACUACGUGCAACCUCCAAAGUCCACACUAAGCCCCCAGUCGAGCAUGGAUGAUGCCGACCAGACCACCGACGAGGAGACCAGCAAGGGUUCGCUGCACGAGAAGGGUUCACCCGAUGGAGAGCUGCCGGAUGGCCUUCCACCAGAUGCGCAGCAAACGGUCCUGGAUGGUGACGUCAAGACCAAGGAUGCUGGCCAGGCUACUAUGGAUGGGGACGUUAAGCGUGCUGCAAUGCCAACACCAGAGAUGGCGGCCAUGAUGAUGGCACCCCAGAUGGCAGCGGUAGAGCCACCCAAGCCAACCGAGGCGCCACCAGUUGCCGCCAUCGACUUGAGCGAGUACGGGCAAAAGAUUGUGAGCUUCCUGGCACGCAACUUCUACAACAUGAAGUACAUCGCACUCGUGCUAGCUUUCUUCAUCAAUUGCAUUCUCCUCUUCUACAAGGUUUCGACAGGCGAGAGUAGUGACGACGACGAAGCAGGCUCUGCUGUGGCCGCUGCCGCCGGGGCGCUGAGCGACAACGAGGGCGAUAGCGAUGCCGGCGGCGGUCUGGCUGAAGUGCUGGCUAAUGCAACCGAAGCUUUAUCCGACUCAGAAGGCAGCGAAGAGGAAUUGGAGGAGUGGGUGAUCAUAGAAGAGAAACUCUUCUAUCUGGAGCCCAUAAUCCGGUUCAUGGCCCUGUUUCACUCACUCGUCUCCUUCUGCAUGCUCAUCGCUUACUACCACCUCAAGGUUCCGCUAGCCAUCUUCAAGCGAGAAAAAGAAGUUGCCCGUGCCAUGGAGUUUGACGGCCUGUACAUCACCGAAGAGCCUGCGGAGGACGACGUACGCGCGCGUUGGGACAAGCUUGUGAUAAGCACCAAAUCUUUUCCUGUGAACUACUGGGACAAGUUUGUCAAGAAAAGGGUGCGUCAGAAGUACUCAGAGACGUACGACCCCGAGGCCCUGAGCAAUGUGCUUGGCAUGGACAAGAGUGGAUCUAUCUCUCAAGAAAAGGACGAACCCAGUGGCCUGUUCCCCUUCAUCACAAACGUGGACUGGAAAUACCAGAUUUGGAAGUCUGGAGUCACAAUCACUGAUAAUUCAUUCCUGUACAACCUGUGGUACUUCACGUUCUCGGUGAUGGGCAACCUGAACUACUUCUUCUUUGCGGCCCACCUGCUGGACGUGGCUGUCGGCUUCAAGACACUGCGCACCAUCUUGCAGUCGGUCACACACAAUGGCAAACAGCUGGUGCUGACAGUGAUGCUGCUGACCAUCAUAGUGUACAUCUACACGGUGAUAGCGUUCAGCUUCUUCCGCAAGUUCUACGUCCAGGAAGAGGACGACCAGGUUGACCACAAGUGUCACAGCAUGCUCACGUGCUUCGUGUUCCACCUCUACAAAGGUGUGAGAGCAGGUGGCGGAAUUGGUGAUGAAAUCGAGCCUCCGGAUGGGGACGAAUACGAGGUGUACCGCAUCAUCUUCGACAUCACUUUCUUCUUCUUUGUCAUUGUCAUCCUGCUGGCCAUCAUUCAGGGUCUCAUUAUUGACGCCUUUGGAGAGCUGAGAGACCAGCUGCAAAGUGUGGUUGAUGAUAUGGAGUCCAACUGCUUCAUCUGUGGCAUCGGCAAGGAUUACUUUGAUCGGGUGCCCCAUGGCUUCGACACGCACGUUCAAAAGGAGCACAACCUGGCUAACUACAUGUUCUUCUUGAUGCAUCUCAUCAACAAACCAGACACAGAGUACACAGGCCAGGAAACGUUUGUGUGGGAGCUAUAUCAGAAACGCUGCUGGGACUUCUUCCCGGUUGGUGACUGCUUCCGGAAACAGUAUGAAGACGAGCUAAUGGGCGCGGGAUAACCAGCGCCUCUUUAAACUCAUUCAUCCCUCACCAAUCAGCACAUUUAGCCAGAAAGAUUUAAAACCAGUUGUUCAAGGCAUUACUUCCUGUAUUCAUGUCACUGAUGCAGGAAGUAGUGGGGCUUCAAAAUGUUUAGCAGGUGAUGUAACAUGGGAAAAUAAUCUUCAAAUUGCAGGCAAGUGCAGAUAACAGGAAGCUCUUUCAAAGUCGUCUGUUCAAAAUUGUACGCUGCAGAGCAUUUUGCUUGAUUUCAAGGGGUGGGUUAAAACAAUGUUUUGAGGUGCCAAAAUUCACACACCUUGAAAAGUUGCCUAGAUUGACUUGUGCCUGCAAAUAACAGUGUGCAUCUAUUGCAUUUGAAGAUUAUUUUCUUUAAUUUAUUGCUUUCCGUUUCGCUAUUGUUCGGUGGAUAAUUGCAACUAUUUAAAAUUUUUUGCUUUAAUCAACUCACUUCCAAGAAUGAAAUGGAUCCAGAAAUUUCCUUUCUACGUGCCACAUUAUUUGCAAAUUCUGACAGUGAAAUAUAACUGUAGUGUUUGUGAGCUAUUGACACCCAAAUUUGCCAUAGACAUUUACAUCCAAAGAAUAAAUGAGAAGUGUCACUUUACAGAGGUUAUUAUCACAUACUCAGUGCCUCAGUUUUGUGGCACGGACGCUAACGAAAGAUCUCUGUUGAGAAGUAAUACUAAAAACGUUGACAGUGGUGUUGAAUCUUUGUGUACUGCAUAUCUAAGCUGUUUGCAGUUUGCAUAAGCGAAACCCAUUGCGUAUGUUACAUGUGCAAAGGCUGAAAGAACUUCAGUGCAAGUCUGCAUACGUGCAUCAUACGAGAUAUCACAUCAGCAACAAAUGCCAAUCAUUGUGCCGAUCUAGUCUGUCGGAAAUAAGGUUGUGUCUUCCAUGUGAUCUGACAGCCAUGCUGUUCACAAGAAGUGCUAGAUUUUGCGCGGAGAGCUCCAUCGACCGCGCAGUAGCAAUCACAAUGCAAUAGGGACGGCAUGUUGUGUUGUGGGUUCUAGACUCGUCAUGCUCGAUAAAGAUUGUGUAAAAGUAUGUAUGAGGACAGUGUCUUUGAGUAGCUUUUCCUGCAGUUGUGCAUGUUUCUUUUAGACAUACAAGCUUCACUAACCUGUUUACAAACAGCAGCACUCUGCUUCUCAACUGCUUUGACCUUUGUUGAACAGUGCCUAGUUGAUCAGCAAGUGCAUACUUACAUGUUCCAGGCUCGGUUGUGUGUUUAGAUGUCUUUGUCACAGAGGCACAUAUAUUUUCAUCCGACAUGAUGAUGUAGUUCUAUUGAUGAUGUUUUCUGUGCUGCCUGUGUUACCUCAACGACAAUGUAGGAAGCAAUGGAAGAAGAGACUGGAUGUGUUGACAUGGACAAACAAUAUCACGGUGUUGUACGAUACUAGAUACACAUAAACCUGUCUUUCGCGUAGACUUUUGCUUAAUAUGUGACUAGGCAAUACUCCAAAGUCUGCAUGACUGUGCUUAAAAUAUUGCCAUUACUCUGUAUAGAAGAGAGUCUAAUAAAGGUACAUAGAGCAUCCACGGAAUGCUUAUGUGCAUGCCGCAGAUAUAAUAUUGAUUGUACGCUAAUGAAGAUCUGAGCCAUACUAAUUUCUCACUUUUUGUUUCCGUACGUUAUGCAGUGUCGCAGGUACAAUUCAGUUCUUAUGCAGUGUCACAGGCAUAAUUCCGUUUCCCCAGCAAUAUUUGCAUGAAUUUCUUAAACAAAUAGACUUUAAAUAAGUAUUACCAGAUCCAUACAUGCAAAGGGAAAGCGCAGUGUAAAUACAGAGAGGUGCUUUCCCUUUGCUUUAUUUUUCUCUUUCACAGAGAGCUUGUUGCUGCAGCUCUUGUAUGAUGUGACAGAGUGAAAGUCGAUGCCUUUCUUAUGACUUGCAUGCUGAAAGAGAUUAUGUGAAUGGCUUGAACUGCAAUUUUGGUGUAUGGUUUUCAGUUUUCUUUUCUUGAACCUGUGCAAGUAUAAUAUUUGAGUCUAGUGAUCUUCCUUAGAGAAAUUUUGCCUUAGGAAAUGUUUGCCUGUGUUUGUCCUCACAGUUGUAUGUUCAUAUCUUCAAGAUUAUUUGAAGAUGGUGUUGACUGCUGCUCUCCUUGCCACACUGUUCUGUUUGUUUCUCCUGUACGUUGUUGCUGUAUGAAUAUUCUGUUGCCUAAAGGGGCACCGAUCUUUGCUUGUUAAACCUUGCCUGGAUGCAGGCUGCAGUUUUCAAUAAAGAGUAAAACCAUAAAAAAAUUAUGGGCAUUUUCUUUUGAGAGUGAACAAAGAUGUGCUGGUUAAAGCCAAGGCACAUGUAAAUGUCCUCUGAUAAGUGCGUUUACAUAAGCGCUUCACAAUUUGCUUAUGCCAUUUACAGUAUAUGUUGACACUGUAUCAGAAGAUGCAGAUACUGUUUAUUCACUGACAUUCCCUCUGACAAGCAUUUGAGAUUUACUGGAUGCUUAACACAAGGAACCUUGCUGCACAUGCAAAGACAUCUGCGUUUUCACUGUUGCACAUAUUGCUCUAGUGCUUGCAGCUGUGUUUGGCUGUGUUCGUUUGGGAAGCAGGCAAAAAGGGGGGGAGCUCAUUGCCUUGUCACAUGUGCAUCAAGCUGCAUUACAUGCUCCGAUGAUUCUUCUACUUCAAUGAAAAUGCCUUGAUGCUCAGGUUAAAAUACCUGGCUCACAAGUGAAAAAUAAUGAGUUAAACUAGAACUGUGGAAUAUAAACUUUUUUGAAUAUGAAUAGUAACUAUCGAAUACCGAAUGGCUAAAAGGCAGAUGCAUAUAUUUACAGGAGAAAUAUUUAUUUUGGCAUAAUUAGGUACCACGCUUGUGCCGACAGCGAAAAAAGAGCCGACUAUCACGAACACGUAGGAUCAGUUUUAAAUGCAAUAUGUCACUUAUUUCCAUUAGAAGAACUGCAUGGAUAGCCUCAGUAUCUUUAGAGCUUAGUUGCAAACAAGCUGCCCAAAAAUGAAAGGCUGCUGUACGACUAGCUUACCAAGAAAGUAAAAUAAAUGAUUGUUGAAAAAGAAAAAGGUCGGCAUGCAAUAGUGGAAAAACAAAGGAAAAAGCUGCUGAAAGACCUGUGUAUCGUGUAAACAUUUAAAAAUGCCCUUGUGAGGAAAACACUGGAUGUAGUGUAAAAAAUAAGAUUGCACCGUGGCCAGGCUGCAAGAAACAAUAAAAUACCUACUAUAGGCAAGAAUCACAGGUUAUCGUUUGCUUCUGACAUGCAAUUGAAAAUAAGCUUGCCUUACUCAUUUUGUUUCUGCGUUGCUUCGAAAACUGGUGUCUAUUUUGUACUUUUGAUAGCUUGCAGUACUUUGUUCUCUGCCACAGUAACAUGACUUUAACAGCCACUAGCAAAAUAUUUUGUUUCAUUGUUCAAAAAUUCCGAAUAGUUCAUUUUUGAAUACAA
Dermacentor andersoni is the source of this 19584-nucleotide messenger RNA. It is a transcript of the gene RyR, whose product is annotated as Ryanodine receptor. The record is from RefSeq and is a predicted model, not a curated record. Gene Ontology annotation, cellular component: sarcolemma; sarcoplasmic reticulum membrane; calcium channel complex. Gene Ontology annotation, molecular function: protein binding; ryanodine-sensitive calcium-release channel activity. Gene Ontology annotation, biological process: release of sequestered calcium ion into cytosol by sarcoplasmic reticulum; striated muscle contraction; intracellular calcium ion homeostasis. Lineage: Eukaryota; Metazoa; Arthropoda; Arachnida; Ixodida; Ixodidae.